This is a messenger RNA of Bombina bombina (fire-bellied toad), 1450 nucleotides long. Its product is annotated as gap junction alpha-3 protein-like. Lineage: Eukaryota; Metazoa; Chordata; Amphibia; Anura; Bombinatoridae. Gene Ontology annotation, biological process: cell communication. The transcript is spliced from 2 exons. Gene Ontology annotation, cellular component: connexin complex. The record is from RefSeq and is a predicted model, not a curated record. The coding region runs from base 178 to 1245 and encodes 355 amino acids.
UAGGCAGUCAGCUAGGAAAGUCAAAGCCUAAGACUUCAGAAGCUGGACAGAGACCACAGCACACUGAUAUUUAAGCAAAAAACAUUUUGCACAGCCAUAAGGAUAAUAAGCACAGUCCAGAUCCUCAGAGACUAAUUUUCUUCUUGUACUGGGGGGUGAGAUGUAACCUCUGCACCAAUGGGAGACUGGAGCUCACUAGCGAAGCUUCUUGAGAAAGCACAGGAACAUUCCACAGUUGUUGGUAAAGUCUGGUUAACCGUCCUUUUCAUCUUUCGGAUACUAGUUUUGGGAACAGCAGCAGAGAAAGUUUGGGGAGACGAACUGUCUGGCUUUACCUGUGACACCAAGCAACCUGGUUGUCAAAAUGUGUGUUAUGACAAAACCUUCCCCAUUUCUCAUAUCCGUUUCUGGGUGCUACAGAUUAUCUUUGUGUCCACUCCAACCCUCAUUUAUCUUGGGCACAUCCUGCAACUUGUGCGUUUGGAGGCAAAGCAGAAACAGAAGGAAAAGUUGCUGCAAAGCAAAGUGGACACUCAGGGUGACAAACAGCUGGUGCACAUGCCAAUAAAGCCUGCAAAGCCUCCAGUUAAAGAUGAUAUGGGCAAAGUGCACCUACGUGGUGCUCUUUUACGGACAUAUGUUUUUAAUGUCUUUUUCAAGACUUUGUUUGAGGUAGGAUUUAUUGUGGCACAGUACUUUCUUUAUGGAUUUCAGCUGCAACCAUUGUAUACUUGUAGUCGCUGGCCUUGCCCCAACACAGUCAAUUGCUAUAUCUCACGGCCAACAGAAAAGACCAUCUUUAUCAUCUUCAUGCUGGUUGUUGCUUGCUUGUCACUGCUGCUAAACCUAAUAGAGAUUUAUUAUUUGGGAUUCAAGAAGUGCAGGGAGGGCCUGUUUUCUGUACGUUCUGAGUCAUUAGCCAAACUACCUACAAAGGCCGGCAGUGCCACACUCUCUCAAAUAAUUCCACAUUACACGCACUAUCCUAGUGAGCGAGGUUCAGGAUUCGGCCCCUCUCUUGGCUUCCCCCUUUCUGUUAACAAAAGUGCACCCACUGUGAUGGACAGCAGCAAAGCUGCAAGAAAACAGAACCGGGAGAAUCUAGCUGUAGAGCGUAAUGGGAUUCCAGAGCUGAUUGCAGCAUCUGAGAGUGGCAGCGAGAUAGACCGAAAUGAAAGAAGGAUGCCUAGCAGAAACAGCCGGCAAAGUAGCAACAGAUCGCGUCCAGGAGCACUAGCAGUUUAAGACUAUAUAUAACUUGUAUAUAUCAGGAAGCCUGGCAUGCUAAAUACAGCACCAAAGCCUGAAAAAGACAUUACUUCCAGAAAGAUAAUCCGCAAUAUGUGAUAUGACUGACAGGUCCUAAUAUAACCUUACAAGCUUGAUGGUGGUUUUAUAUUUAAAUAUUUUAUGUUUGUUUACAAAUUGCAAUAAAAAAUGUUUUGCUUUA